GCAGCCGUUCUCCCAGGGGGCGCCGGCAGAAGGAGCGCGUGGCCGCGCGCCUCCCUCCCUUCCUUUCUGGGAUGAUCGUGAAAUGCUGCGCAGGGCCGGUAUCGAUCGGGCUAACGGGCUGAGCAGCGCGGCGGCCAGAGGCAAUGUGGACGAGGCGCGAAGGCUGCUGGAGGGGGGCGCCGACCCCAAUGGGAUGAAUUCUCACGGCAGGAGCGCCAUUCAGGUGAUGAUGAUGGGCAACCCCCAAAUGGCGGAGCUGCUGUUGCAGAGGGGAGCGGACCCCAACCUGCGGGACCCCACGACCGGCUCGUUCCCGGCUCACGACGCGGCCCGCGGGGGGUUUCUAGACACCCUGCGGGUCCUGUGCCAAUGGGGUGCUCGCUUCGAUCUGCCGGACUACCGGGGGCGCCUCCCCCUUGACCUGGCGGUGGAGAACGGGUGGACCCAGGUGGUCGCUUAUCUUUCCGACGGACGCCAGCAAGGAAACCCUGCGAAGGAGGAAGAAGAACGCCGACCCGGAGUUUGAAUCCGGAGCGUUUCUCUUUAUACCCAUUGUUGUCAACUUUAAAUCUUGUAAGCCUCCUGAGUUCUUUUCAAGGAGAAAGGCAGGGUAAACGUUAAUAAAUAAAUAAAUAAAAUAAA
Messenger RNA from Pogona vitticeps (central bearded dragon), 642 nucleotides. Its product is annotated as cyclin-dependent kinase 4 inhibitor B-like. Gene Ontology annotation, cellular component: nucleus; cytoplasm. Gene Ontology annotation, biological process: regulation of G1/S transition of mitotic cell cycle; regulation of cyclin-dependent protein serine/threonine kinase activity; negative regulation of cell population proliferation. The record is from RefSeq and is a predicted model, not a curated record. Gene Ontology annotation, molecular function: protein kinase binding; cyclin-dependent protein serine/threonine kinase inhibitor activity. Lineage: Eukaryota; Metazoa; Chordata; Lepidosauria; Squamata; Agamidae.